AUGAGAGGCCGUCGCCUCACUUGGGGGGCGCGUGCGUCCUCUGAAGGGCAGGAGGGGUGUUCCCGCAACGCGUGGUACAAGUACCCGCGCAGCCAGGGCGACCAAAGCAAGGAGGGCGGGAGGAAAGACACAGGAGGGGUUGGUCGCAGCUCCAACAACAAGAAGAAAAAGGAGGAUAAACCCGAUGCCAUGCGUGAACUUACAACUCACCUCGAUGAGCGUGACGAAGCCCUGAUGCUCAUCCAGUGCUCGGGGUUCAUCUUCGUGCGAUCACAGCCCGACAUUUUCCGCUCCUUUGGCUUUAAGGAGGAGCCAGUCAUCAUCGCCAUCCUCUUGUUCCAGGCGGAUGCAUUUGCAGUGAAGAUGGGGUAUGCACCGAAGCUGCGAUCAGGGCUCAUCAAGAUGCAGGAGGAGAACCUAUCAGCAAUGAACACGGACCCCUGGUACUCCGCAUACCACUGCCCCUCCUGCCACUCACACCCACUGAUAUCUCCCCCAUCUCCCUGCCAUGUACCCCUCUGUGGUGUGUCUCCAUGCCCCACAGGAGGAGAACCUAUCAUCUAUGAACACGGACCCCUGGAGGAGAACCUAUCAGCAAUGAACACGGACCCCUGGUACUCCGCAUACCACCACUCGCACCCGUGCUUGCCUGAACGACUUGCCACCAUCGAUGCCGAGGCGAAGAGGCUGGGCAAGAAGGAAGAGUGA
Closterium sp. Naga37s-1 is the source of this 708-nucleotide messenger RNA. Lineage: Eukaryota; Viridiplantae; Streptophyta; Zygnematophyceae; Desmidiales; Closteriaceae. The record is from the annotation of a GenBank genome assembly.